Molecule: messenger RNA, 1201 nt
Organism: Sesamum indicum (sesame)
Lineage: Eukaryota; Viridiplantae; Streptophyta; Magnoliopsida; Lamiales; Pedaliaceae
Gene: KAI2
Product: alpha/beta-Hydrolases superfamily protein
Source: RefSeq, a predicted model, not a curated record
UCUGCGGACAUGUGGUUCUCGUCAUCCCUCGUGUUCUCGUGUCACGUUCCAAACGCAGCCUUCAAAACCCCUCAAAUUAGUCCACGCAUUUUCCGACCCAAAAUCACAUCAAUCACUGCAGAACUUCAACCAAGAAGAAGAACAACAACAUCGUCAUGGGAAUUGCUGAAGAAGCUCACAACGUUCGGAUCUUAGGGUCGGGUCAACAGACCAUAGUCCUAGCCCACGGGUUCGGUACUGAUCAAUCCGUGUGGAAGCACCUGGUUCCCCAUUUGGUAGACGAAUACCGGGUCGUGUUGUAUGAUAAUAUGGGUGCCGGAACCACUAACCCGGAUUACUUCGACUUUGAGAGGUAUUCGACUCUGGAGGGUUACGCGCAUGACGUUAUCGCCAUCUUAGAGGAACUCCAGGUGCAGUCGUGCAUAUACGUCGGGCAUUCCGUGUCGGCGAUGAUUGGCGUGAUCGCCUCAAUCACACGGCCGGAUCUUUUCAGUAAACUCGUCGCCAUUUCUGCUUCUCCCAGGUACUUGAACGACCCGGAUUACUUCGGAGGAUUCGAACAAGACGAUCUUGUACAACUAUUCGAAGCCAUGAGAUCAAACUACAAAGCCUGGUGCUCCGGCUUUGCGCCGCUGGCAGUGGGGGGCGACAUGGAGUGUGGCCGGACGCUGUUCAACAUGAGGCCAGACAUAGCACUGAGCGUGGCCCAGACCAUAUUCUACAGCGACAUGAGACCUCUUUUGCCGCACGUCAAAGUCCCCUGCCACAUUAUCCAGAGCAUGAAGGACUUGGCCGUGCCGGUGGUGGUGUCCGAGUACCUCCAUCAGAACCUGGGUGGUGAAUCCAUCGUCGAGGUCAUGUCCACUGAUGGCCACCUGCCGCAGUUGAGCUCGCCGGACGUUGUGGUUCCGGUGCUUCUUAGGCACAUUCGUUACAAUAUCGCAGCUUGAUGUAUUGGUGAAAUGAUGAGUUUGAUUUCUUGAAUGCUUGUUUUAUGUGCUAGGGGGAUUUGUGAAUAAUGGGAUUUGGUCUGUGUUUGAUUCUCUGUUUGGUUGCUGCCAAUCUCAAUAGGCGUAGUACCCCUGUUGGCAAUGUUCUAGGGUGAAUAGUGUAGUUGCUGAUCCCUUGUUCUUUGUAAAAUUAUAAAGAUAUGACCUUUUAAGUGGCAAUCUUCAGAAAUUUAAUGGUAUUCUUCUUAUUA